Fonsecaea erecta is the source of this 975-nucleotide messenger RNA. RefSeq names its product MC family mitochondrial carrier protein. Gene Ontology annotation, molecular function: O-acyl-L-carnitine transmembrane transporter activity. The transcript has a single exon. Bases 1 to 975 code for a protein of 324 amino acids. Gene Ontology annotation, biological process: carnitine transmembrane transport; mitochondrial transport. NCBI's taxonomy places the organism in Eukaryota, Fungi, Ascomycota, Eurotiomycetes, Chaetothyriales, Herpotrichiellaceae. The record is from RefSeq and is a predicted model, not a curated record. Gene Ontology annotation, cellular component: mitochondrial envelope.
AUGCCGACGUCCAUAGAACAACUCCCCUCCUCUGAGGAGGUCAAAGAGCAAGUCAAAGAGACUGCCAAGGGCGCCGUCUCCGGCCUCCGGUCUCUUGUCGCUGGCGGAGUAGGUGGCGUGUGUGCGGUCGUAGUCGGGCACCCUUUCGAUUUGGUAAAAGUUCGCCUACAAACCGCUGACAAGGGAGUUUAUUCGGGCGCCAUCGAUGUUGUGAAGAAGACCGUCGCUCGGGAGGGACUGGCGAGAGGUCUCUAUGCCGGUGUUUCUGCCCCCCUAGUGGGUGUCACGCCCAUGUUCGCCGUGAGCUUUUGGGGAUAUGACAUGGGAAAAAGACUCGUGGACUCAUUCACUACGGUGCCUGUCAAGAACAAUACGCCUCAAUAUUCCAUCGGGCAAAUAUCCGCCGCGGGGUUCUUCUCGGCUAUACCUAUGACCCUCAUCACUGCGCCGUUUGAGCGCGUCAAAGUCCUCCUGCAGAUUCAGGGUCAAAAGCAGCUCGCGCCGGGAGAGAAACCCAAAUACUCUGGUGGAGUGGACGUUGUUAGACAGCUUUACAAAGAGGGUGGCAUAAGAUCCGUAUUCAGGGGUAGCGCCAUGACUCUUGCCCGCGAUGGCCCCGGUUCAGCGGCGUACUUUGCAGUCUACGAAUACGUGAAACGCACGCUCUCCCCGAAGGAUGCCGAGGGCAACGCGACCGGGGAAUUGAGUCUGACGGCUGUCAUGACAGCUGGAGCUUGUGCAGGCGUGGCAAUGUGGAUUCCCGUGUUCCCUGUCGACACGGUCAAGAGCAGGAUACAGACCGCCGAAGGCAAGCCGACCAUCGGUGGUGUCAUGUCGCAGGUAUACAGAAGUGGUGGUAUAAAGGCUUUCUUUCCAGGGUUCGGACCAGCAUUGGCAAGAGCCAUACCAGCGAAUGCAGCCACGUUUGUGGGGGUCGAACUGGCGCACAAGGCCAUGAAUUCAAUGUUCGGGUAA